This is a messenger RNA of Misgurnus anguillicaudatus (oriental weatherfish), 1599 nucleotides long. RefSeq names its product peroxisomal biogenesis factor 10 (gene pex10). Gene Ontology annotation, cellular component: peroxisomal membrane. Gene Ontology annotation, biological process: protein import into peroxisome matrix. The record is from RefSeq and is a predicted model, not a curated record. Gene Ontology annotation, molecular function: zinc ion binding. Lineage: Eukaryota; Metazoa; Chordata; Actinopteri; Cypriniformes; Cobitidae.
AGGUACCGUAUGGGGAUAUUUCGGACACAACGCUUUUGUCCCGUCACUGUUGACUGUUUAGAAGAUUGUGACGCUGCUGAUCUCAAAUCAGUAGAACGAACUAGAGGAACCAGCCAAUAGAGAGGCCGUGUGAUAAUCAUGUGACUAAACCCGGAAAUGUUAGGAGCGUGCUCGGUUUUGUAAUUUGUAUUUCCUCAAAUAUUUAGUGAAAUUACGCGUGUUGGUUAAUGCAGUACAUGCAGAUUUACUUUAAUGUUCUCAAUCACAGUAAGUGAUGUCUUUAAUCCCCGCGCACGCGCCUCAAGUGAUCCGCAGCUGUCAGAAAGAUGAGUUUUACCAUAGUAACCUCAGUAACCGCGCUAACGAGCUCUUCCACACCUAUGCUGGUUCCAGACGCUGGCUUCAGUGGAGAAAGGAAAUCGAACUGCUGUCUGAUCUGACCUACUAUCUCCUAACAACAUUAUCUGGAUAUCAGACACUUGGAGAGGAGUAUGUCAACAUCAUUCAGGUGGAUCCCAGUAAGCGGAGAAUUCCCUCCCGAACACGCAGAACAGCCCUCAUCUUCUUCCACACGUUUGUGCCUUAUCUUCUGGACAAGGUGUUCAUCUGUAUUGAGAAUGAGCUGGAAACCGAGAGGCGAGAGCAGAUAAACCGAACCUGCUGGAAGCCGAUGUCGCACCUGAGGUUCUGGAUUCAGAGAGCAGUGAUGAUGCUGAAUGACAAUCAGAAGAAGUCUUUGCUACCGCUUGUGUUCGGUCUGCAGCAGGGAAUAACUCUCUCAUAUCGGCUUCAUGUGGCUCUCUUCUACAUCACAGGAACAUAUUACCACAUCAGUAAAAGAGCUGCAGGUGUUAGUUAUUUAAGCGUGAGAUCUUUGGCUGAGGAUGACUCGAGGAUUCGUAACAGUUAUCGUCUGUUGGGGGCGCUGUCUCUCCUUCAGCUGGCCAUCACUCUUACACUGCAGUUAAACAACCUGCGACAGAGACAGAGAGCUCGACAGGAGUGGAAACAACACAGAAACCUCAUACCCAGUCAUCAGGUGGGUGGGUCUGUGUCUCGCUCUUCUCGCUGUAUUUUGUGUUUAGAGGAGCGCAGGCACUCCACCAGCACUCCCUGUGGUCAUCUCUUCUGCUGGGAGUGUAUUACCGAAUGGUGUAAUACUAAGACUGAAUGUCCGCUGUGUCGAGAGAAGUUUCAGCCUCACAGGCUUGUUUAUCUGAGAAACUACAGCUAGACCUGUUUGAUCCAGACUUUUCAGAAAUCACACAGUGAUCAGCGUAUGAACAUUUGCUUUAUAUAGAAAAUGACAUGCUGUAUAUUUUGUACUUAAUAUGUAAAAAAUACUGAUUUCCUCUAAUGUCUGCAUUUAAUUUAACUUGAUUUUAUUGUAAGAUAAAUGUGUAUUUGUACUUACUGUAAAUCCUUGAACAAAAUAAGAAUGUAAUAUUUAUAGAAAGUGUAUGUUGUUUGUUGUGUAUAUAAUCAACAGAUUGGUUUAAUGCUGAGAAUAUCAAAGCAAAGCCACAUAUCAAAAUUACCCCAUGAGUUACUCUCCAUUAAACAAUCUGAGAUGCAUAUAUCCAUCAUCUUUUAGACAAA